Molecule: messenger RNA, 719 nt
Organism: Tarenaya hassleriana
Lineage: Eukaryota; Viridiplantae; Streptophyta; Magnoliopsida; Brassicales; Cleomaceae
Exons: 7
Coding region: 143-475 (110 amino acids)
Cellular component (GO): cytoplasm
Molecular function (GO): protein phosphatase inhibitor activity
Source: RefSeq, a predicted model, not a curated record
UCUGCCCCUCCCGCCGCGUUCUUACUUGGAGGAGUUGUGUUCGCAAUCAUAUCCCUCCUAGUCUAUUCCGCGAUCCACCGAACAAGACAGAGGCUCCUCUUCCUCCUGAAUUCGGGGUGAGUAGCGUAUAACAUCAUCUAUAAUGUCUGGCACAGAGGAUCUCAAACUGCAAGGGGUAGAAGGAACCAUCACUGAUGAGGCUGAGAAAUCCAUGCCAUCGUCUCAGGAGGAGGAGGCAGCUGUAAACAAAAAGUACGGAGGAAUCAAGCCAAAGAGGCCACCGCUGAUUUCCAAGGACCAUGAGCGAGCUUACUUUGAUUCUGCAGACUGGGCUCUUGGAAAGCAAGGAGCUGAGAAACCAAAAGGACCGCUAGAAGCGCUUCGCCCAAAGUUACAGCCAACGCGGCAACAAACUCGGUACCGGAAAUCUCCAUGUGCUCCAUCUGAGGGCGGAGAAGACGGAGGAGCUGCUUAGCUAUACUAUACACCGAGCUGAGGUCCUGUUGAUGAUAUUUCAGAGAUCCUUAUGUUACGACGAUGUUGACAAUUAAACAGUUUGGUAAAUUGGAAUAUAUCUCUGCCCAUUCCUAUUUAGUUGCGGAGAAAGAUUCUGAAGUUGUAAGAUUCCACCUCCAACAGAGGUUUCAAUGGUUUGGUUGGUGGUGGUAAGAAUUUUUUUUAUAACCCGCAAGUCCACCCCUGGAAUGGAUAUUCGAGGA